Molecule: messenger RNA, 4138 nt
Organism: Dermochelys coriacea (leatherback sea turtle)
Lineage: Eukaryota; Metazoa; Chordata; Testudines; Dermochelyidae
Gene: PRADC1
Product: protease associated domain containing 1
Exons: 6
Coding region: 1457-2011 (184 amino acids)
Source: RefSeq, a predicted model, not a curated record
GGGGAAAGUACUGGUGGGGCUCACUUUUCUAAUAUCUGCUAUCCAAGUCCAUAUACAGCACCCAUUGCUGUGGGGUGGGCCAAGGUGGGGAAAUGGUGCUGGUGAACAAGGAGCGGGUAGAUGGGUUCCUCAGGGCACGUGGAGUGCAGCGAGAGGGAGGGAAAUGGGCCAGACUAGAGGGUCUGAUGGUGGAGGGUCAUGGGCAGAGGGGCACCUACCUAUUCCCCGUCUGCAUUAGAGAAAUUUGCUCUGGAUUAAGCCGUGUUGGUGUGAGCCCUGCUUUACAUCAGCGCAGACCUUCCUCAUUAGGGGCUUACACCAAUGUAGUUACCAUGACAGUGACUCAAAUUCAGCCUAGAUGGGAUUUGAAGGGCUUAAAAAUGUCAAAUGUGCAUACAGCAAAACUAAUGGGGGAGUGGGGUUUGAGGCAGUGAGACGGGCUGGGGCGGCUGGUGUAGUUGUGAAGCUAGUGAAAUACUGUGCAGAGAUGACAGGUAGUAGUCAGGGGCCGAGUGGGAGCAGAGCAGGCUGGAGAAUCGGAAAGAGAAGCAGUAGUGAUCGCCUCAUUAAAAUCACAAUUGUAAAAAACAAAACCAGCAUCCAGGGUCUUAUUACUGCAACCCUUGCCCUCCCUUCCCUCCUCACUGAGUGAAAGUCACAAACAUUGCGUCUAUCCCCAGUCCUGCAGGUACCUGUGCAGCUUUAUGACUGUUGGGAGCAGCUCCAUUGUAGGGAAUGCGGCUACUCAUUUUAAGUAAAGGCAACCUGGUGUAAGCAAACCUUACUGAAUUAAACUCGUAGUCCCCUCUUUGAACGGUCAGGCUCACGGGGGAAACUGAGGCCCACAGUGCAAUGCCUUGGUCAAGGUCACACAGCAUGUCUCUAGCAGAGGCUGGAGUAAAACCCCACCUGACACCCAGGUCUGUGAAGCAGCCACAGCCCUCUCCUGGGAAUAUGCAAUGAGACACUCCCUUUUCAGGAAGCGGAGUGGGUGGAAAAGGAGGAAUUUGCUUCUAGUUAUUUUGCUGCCUGAUCUUGCUGAAAAAUCUCCUGCUAAUUUCAGUGGGGGCUGAAUUUGUGAGCCUGGGAUUAAAUUUUUUUUUGCUUCCUCUCUACUAGGAACCUGUUGGUAAUUUCAACCCUCUUGUAGCCAGCAGUGGAUUGACUGAAACCUUCACCAAUGAGAUCAGCAGCUGCUUGAGCUCACCAGUGAGUGGAAACUAGAGGCCGAGCUCUGCACUCUUGCCAGUUUGAGACUCCUAUAGUUAGAGGUGCAUUUGGGAGCUGUGGGGAGGCUGGUGCACUGGCAGAUGGCUGUACUACUCGGCACUGGCAGAUGGCUGCGUUUGAUGCUCUCUCUCUGCGCCUGGCCUUUUGUUGAUGAGGGUGAAUUGGAUUGCUAGAGCAUAUUCUAUGCUUCACCUGCAUUAACUGAGCCUCCCAACUCCCUUGUGCCAUGGUCAAGUGUUGUGCCCAUUUACUAUUGGAGGGGAAACUGAGGCUGAGAAGGGAUUUACGCAUCAAUGAAUAUUUAUAUUUCCAAGUGCUGAGUCCCGGAGAUAUCCGCUACAUCUUCACUGCUACUCCGGCCAAAGAUUUUGGAGGCGUGUUUAACACAAGAUACGAGCAGAUACACCUGGUCCCGGCAGACCCUCCGGAGGCAUGUGGGGAGCUAAACAAUGGAGUCUUCAUCCAAGAUCAGAUCGCCCUGGUGGAGCGUGGGGGUUGUUCCUUCUUGUCGAAGACGCGUGUCGUCCAGGAGCAUGGCGGGAGGGCGGUGAUUAUCGCCGAUAAUGCGUACGACAACGACAGCUUCUACGUCGAAAUGAUCCAGGACAGCACAAGGCUGACGGCGGACAUUCCUGCUCUCUUCCUUCUGGGCAGGGAUGGGUACAUGAUCCGACGCUCCUUGGAACAGCACGGACUCCCCUGGGCCAUCAUCUCCAUCCCCGUCAACGUUACCAGCAUCCCAGCUUAUGAAAUGAUGCAGCCUCCAUGGACCUUCUGGUAGUGGGGAGAGAAAGGGAAGGUCUUGGAGCCUUCUGGAUGGAUUUGUUGAAGGGAUUGGCCCCUGCCUGCCCCAAAACUCCACAAUCCAAACUUACUGGGUGAUUCCCACCCAGUGCUGCAGCUGGUAGCCAGCUAAACUCCGACAUCAUCCUAUCGUUCGCCGUCUCCACCGGAUGACUUCCUCAGUAACUAUUUCCAGGCAGGGAGGCAGACACCCCCAAGUCCAAGAGGCCAGAGCGCGCUAGAGAAGCAUUUUGAGGUGCUGUCAGAUAGCAUUGCAUUGCAAACAAUGUCAGGUGCGCACGGCCAGUCUCAAGUGAAAAGAUAAGGAGUGGAUAAAGCGUAAAGAGGGGAAAGAGCAAUGCACAGGGGAUCAUCCUGGGCUAAUAGGACCCGCCAGGUUGGCCAGAAGUUUAUAUUUUGUGGCUGAGUGGGCCAGAAGCAUAAACUCAGGCAAGACGAGGGUGCCUGGAGGAGAGAGGAAGUAGCUCUGUGUGGGUUUGUCUUUCGGAGAUGGGGCUCAGAAGAGAGAGAUCCCUCCUGUUGAAAUCAAUCGGAGUUAGCCACCUAAAUCUCUUGGAGGAUCUGGGCUCGGACUCCAUCACGUCUAAGGGAACGGGGCUGCUGGAGCCUGAGGCUGGGCUGGAGACAGCCCAUAACCACAAGCGGAUACAGGAAUAUAAAGGGCCAAAUCAACUGCAUGGGCCAGAUUCACCUCUAGCAUAAGCCAGCACAACCCCCCUGGCUUCACCAGUGCAUGAGCCUGACACGUUCCCUGGCGACUGCAAGGUGAUGGGAGCCUCUAAUACCUUAUACUGUUCAAGGGCUUAAUCCUGUUCCCUUCAGUCAGGUCCCAAGUCCAUUGACUCAGAGCGGCUUUGGAUCUGCCCCUCGGACCAUGAUUCCCAGUGGAGGCAGGAGCGCAGCGGUUUAAUGGGAGGUGGGCGAAGCUGGCCAGGGCUUUGUGGCUUUGUGAGGGGCCAGAGCAGGGGGGGCUGGCCAGGGCAGGAGGGUCGUAAAGUUCCCAGCUAGGUUCAGAACUUGACCCCUUUUACGCUGCUAAUGCUGAGGUUGUUCUGAGCCAGGGUCUCAGCUCAGGCCCAGCUCUGCUUCUGACCCUUGGGAAGCUUUAACACGCGGCGGUUCUGAGUUAAGGCUUGGCCAGGUCCUAGGGGCUUGGGGCCGUACGCUAGAGGGUGCAGGGUCAGGGAGCCCAAAGGCUGCCUGGCUGAUGGGAGGCAGUGCUGGGUGUAGGAUCAAUCUAGACCAGUGUGGCUUUGCCCCUGGCUGGACCCCCUACGCCUUCCCCCAGCUAGCUCUGCCUCAGACGUGAGGCCAGCAAGGGGGGAAGGGAGCAGAGAGGAAUGAGCAGAGAGCUCAGUGCAUGGAGGCUGUUUGGAGUGGGUUGGGGAGGAUGUCGGCUGCUGGGGAUGAGGAGAAGGAAGGAGCUAUAAUUAGCAACGGAAGGGAUGGUGGAGGCCCUUGGGAAUGGAGGAGGGAGAUGGGGCAGCCUUAACUCCCCCUGGCCCCCGGCCCCAGAACCCAGUGUACAUGUGACACUCCCAUGGAUUGGAGCCUUGUUACCGUCCCUUGAAUGCUGCAGUCAGGAUUCAUUUGUGGCCAUGUGAUUUGAAGCCUGGCCUUCUGCAAGAUCGUGUAGCCCAGAGGCUGUUGCAACAGAGGGAGCCCAGGUCACUGGCAUGUUCCAGGGUUGAUGCAUUGGGAAAGUCCCCAUCAGACAGCAGGUUCCACUGACCCAGGACACACUCAUGCCCAAUCCUGCAAAAUCCUGCUUGCCCUGCACUCCUGUUAGCUGAAGGUGGCUGAAUGGCACUAGGGCUGCGUGGGUCUUGGCCCGGUUCGGCCUGGCUGCAGCUUUCAGUUCCUCCGUCACUGUCACCCAGGCAGGGAGUGUAUGAACUGCAGCCCCACACCCUGCUAGCUUGUUCCUUCCAUGCUGCUGCCGGCGCAGGGCUGGCAGAUCCCACUAGAUCAUGCCCCCUCCAGCUCCCAGGACCUGUCUGACCCUACAGGUGCCAGCUGGCGUUUGCCUUCAUGCUGUCAAGGCUAUAUUCAUUUGUAACAUGAACCCCUUCUUUAAUCUCUCUAAUAAAGCCUGAAGCUCUCA